AAUAAGCAAAGACAGGCAGAGUAAGUUAUGAAUGCGUGUGCUUAUAUAUGAUUUGAAGCUUUCCGGAAAUUAUUCAGUCAUUACUGGUAUCUGCGCUUCCAAGUACGACUCAAAUCACUUAGGAAAAAAAAGAUGAGGUGUUUGCUGCUCUUAAUCAGCCUAUGUGUAGCAUACACACCAGCAACAUCGCAAGGUUUAUCAAAACCAUGCGUGAAAAAAGAAAAUACUAACGGAAUCUAUUCAACUAGAUACAAGGGUUGUUGGAUACAUGGAGUUUGUCAGCCAUAUGGGAAAAAAAUAAAACAGGCCCUUUCUUGCAUGGUUUAUGUUUGUGAACGAAAAGGAGAUCUAUCUAAUGUGCGGUAUGAAGCAACUGGCUGUAGAUUGAAUCACAGAUGCUAUAGGAGUGGUAAAAUUAUAAAUUUAAAGACAUGUAACAGACUUACUUGUACGUAUUCAUCAUUUACUGGAUAUAAGUGGAAAAAAGAACCAACAGGUUGUAGGAUAAAUGGAGUUUGUCAUCCACAUGGGAAAAAAAUACGACAGCCAUAUUCUUGCCUGGUUUAUACUUGUAAGCGAGUAGGACAUCUAUUUUAUGUACUGGAAGACAUAACUGGCUGUAGUUUCCAUCACAAAUGCUACCAGCCUGGUGAAACUGUAACAGAAAGUAAGUGUGUACGCCGUACCUGUAUGGAUUUAAUGACUGGAUAUGAAUGGAAGAGGGAAUUCACAGGUUGUAUAUAUAAUAACGUGUGUUACAAAACUGGAAAGAAAUACAAACUCAAGCAGUGUCGCUAUGGAAUUUGUAAGAAACUCAGAAAUGGAUACUAUUUUUCCGAAAAACUCAUGGGUUGUCCAAUAAAUGGUCAGUGUUUACCCAUUGGAGAAAGAAAGCGAUCCAAGUGUUUUGAUUUAUAUUGUCGAAAAAUACGGAAUGGGGUUCUCCUCGAAACUACAUAUAAGAGCUGCUCUUAAGAAAAGGCGGAUGUACCAAUAUAUUCGGACCUAGAGAUACGUAGGAAUCCACAUGAUCAAGUUAAUAUCAGUCGUAAAAUUUACACAGAAUACCUGAACUUGUAAAUCAGAUGGAGAUUGAAGUUUUGUAUGAAUAUUCUGUAACCAAAGUGUCAAUAAUAAUUGUUAUUGUGGCCAACAAAUUUGGCAAUUCCAUUAGGUUACACGCUUAAAAAACAGUAACGACAAAAGUAAUAGCUAUUGUGACAUGAUGAUAACUUCUUAAUGAUCCGUCAAUGAAAACGCUUGGAUCCGUUUCAUUAAGAUUUUAAAAGUUCAAUAUACAAUCUUCAGUCGAUAAAUGUACAAUUGGAAGACAAUAACAACACAGCUACUCGAUUUUCUUCUGUAUAUUUGUAUAAAAGCUUUAAAUUCUUAUUUAUUUUCAAACAAUAUUAAUGUUUAAUAAAGUACGCUUAAAUGCACUUGUAUAUUUUUAAUCAUUAAAAGUAUAAAGUUUUUAUCAUGAAAUUCGUUGAGACACUCUUGUUCAUCGAUCGACCAGACUCACAUGGACUACACAACAAACAAAUAUCACUUGGUUGAUGGAAAUAAAUACUUCAAAUACCCACCAAA
Octopus sinensis (East Asian common octopus) is the source of this 1590-nucleotide messenger RNA. RefSeq lists its product as uncharacterized. NCBI's taxonomy places the organism in Eukaryota, Metazoa, Mollusca, Cephalopoda, Octopoda, Octopodidae. The coding region runs from base 133 to 975 and encodes 280 amino acids. The record is from RefSeq and is a predicted model, not a curated record. The transcript is spliced from 10 exons.